CCCCCCUCCCCCGGCGGCGUCUCCUCCUCUCCCUCCCUCCACCAUGGCGCUGAAGAUGGUCAAAGGCAGCAUCGACCGCAUGUUUGACAAGAACCUGCAGGACCUGGUGCGGGGCAUCCGCAACCACAAGGAAGAUGAGGCAAAGUACAUCUCUCAGUGCAUCGAUGAAAUCAAGCAAGAGCUGAAGCAGGAUAACAUUGCAGUGAAAGCAAAUGCGGUCUGCAAGCUCACCUAUUUGCAGAUGUUGGGCUAUGACAUCAGCUGGGCAGCAUUCAACAUCAUUGAAGUCAUGAGUGCAUCAAAGUUCACCUUCAAAAGAAUUGGGUAUUUGGCCGCUUCUCAGUGCUUUCACGAAGGGACAGAUGUCAUCAUGCUGACAACUAACCAGAUCCGAAAGGACUUGAGUAGCCCCAACCAGUAUGAUACUGGAGUCGCGCUGACUGGUCUGUCCUGUUUUGUGACUCCCGAUCUUGCCAGAGACUUGGCGAAUGACAUCAUGACACUGAUGUCUCACACAAAGCCUUACAUCAGGAAGAAAGCAGUGUUGAUCAUGUACAAAGUAUUCUUGAAGUACCCCGAAUCCCUUCGACCUGCGUUUCCCCGCCUUAAGGAGAAGCUGGAAGACCCAGAUCCUGGUGUCCAAUCAGCCGCUGUGAAUGUUAUAUGCGAGCUCGCCAGGCGCAACCCCAAAAACUACCUUUCCCUCGCUCCUCUCUUUUUUAAGCUGAUGACGUCAUCCACCAACAACUGGGUCCUCAUUAAAAUAAUAAAAUUGUUUGGUGCUCUCACUCCCUUGGAACCCAGGCUGGGGAAGAAGCUAAUUGAGCCCCUGACCAAUCUCAUACACAGCACUUCAGCGAUGUCCCUUCUCUAUGAGUGUGUGAACACAGUGAUAGCAGUUUUGAUCUCUCUGUCAUCUGGGAUGCCCAAUCACAGUGCCAGUAUCCAGCUUUGCGUUCAGAAAUUGAGGAUACUGAUCGAAGAUUCAGACCAGAACUUGAAGUAUUUAGGACUGCUGGCCAUGUCCAAAAUCCUGAAAACGCAUCCUAAAUCGGUACAGUCUCACAAGGAUCUCAUCCUCCAGUGCUUGGACGACAAGGACGAGUCCAUCCGCCUCCGAGCUUUGGACCUCCUCUAUGGAAUGGUAUCCAAGAAGAACUUGAUGGAAAUCGUGAAGAAGCUGAUGAUCCACGUGGACAAAGCCGAAGGGACGACCUACAGGGAUGAGCUGCUGACCAAAAUCAUUGACAUAUGCAGCCAGUCCAACUACCAGUACAUCACAAACUUUGAAUGGUACAUCAGCAUUCUGGUGGAGCUGACCCGGCUGGAGGGCACCCGGCAUGGCCAUCUCAUUGCCUCCCAGAUGCUGGACGUGGCGAUCCGAGUCAAGGCCAUCCGCAAGUUUGCCGUAUCACAGAUGGCCAUGCUCCUGGACAACGCCCACCUGCUGGCCAGCAACACCCAGCGGAAUGGGAUCUGCGAGGUGCUGUACGCCGCUGCCUGGAUAUGCGGGGAGUUCUCGGAGCACCUCGAGGAACCGCACCAGACCCUCGAGGCCAUGCUGCGGCCGAAAGUGACGACGCUUCCUGGCCACAUCCAAGCGGUUUACGUGCAAAACAUGGUGAAGCUCUACGCCUCCCUCUUGCAGCAGAAGGAGCAGGCCGGGGAGAAGGAGGUGGCCCAGGAGGCGACCCAGAUGAUGAUCGAGCGCCUGCCUCAGUUUGUGCAGAGCGCGGAUCUCGAAGUCCAAGAGCGGGCUUCCUGCAUCCUUCAGCUCAUGAAGUACAUCCACAAGCUUCAGAUCAAAGAGGUGCCUGUGGCCGAAGAGGUCAUCGCCUUGUUCGCCGGGGAGCUCAACCCGGUGGCCCCCAAAGCCCAGAAGAAAGUUCCAGUUCCAGAAGGGUUGGACCUCGACGCCUGGAUCAAUGAGGCUCCUUCAGACAGCGAGUCUGAGGACGAGAAACCCCGGACCAUCUUCCAUGACGAAGAGCAGAGGCACUCCAGGCACCGGCAGCCCGAAAUGGACGAGGAGGAGCUGGCCAGACGUCGAGAGGUCCGGAAACAGGAGCAAGCAAACAACCCUUUUUACAUUAAAAGUUCUCCUUCCCCACAAAAGCGGUACCAAGACAGCCCCGGUGUCGAACAUAUACCUGUGGUUCAGAUUGACCUCUCUGUCCCCUUAAAAGUUCCUGGUAUGCCCGUCUCCGACCAGUACGUGAAGCUGGAAGAGGAGCGCCGGCACCAGCAGAAGCUGGAGAAGGACAAGAAGAAGAAGAAGAAGCAGAAGAAGGAGAACCGGGGCAAGAACCGGCGCCACCACUCGCUGCACACGGAGAGCGACGAGGACAUUGCGCCCGCCCAGCACGUGGACAUCAUCACAGAGGAGAUGCCAGAGAACGCUCUGCCCAGCGACGAAGAUGACAAAGACCCCAAUGACCCCUACAAAGCAUUGGACAUCGACCUGGACAAGCCUUUAGCAGACAGUGAGAAGCUUCCCGUGCAGAAGCAUCGAAAUGCUGACGGCCUCAAGUCCCCUCAAGAAACAGAAGCUCCCCCCAUCGAGAAGAAGAUCAAGAAGCCGAAAAAGAAGGAAAAGAAACACAAAGAGAAAGAGAGGGAGAAAGAGAAGAGGCAAGAACGAGAGAGAAAAAUAGAGGAGGAAGAUAAAAAGGCUCAAGAAAUGGACUUCUGGCUUUCUGAGGCCCCCCCACCCGCGGCAGCUACAGAGGCCAAGGAUCCGCCUGAGGUGGACCCAGACACAGCAGAACAUGGAGAACCAGAGGAAGCCAAGAAGGAAGGGCAAGAGGAGGGGUUGGAGGAGGAAGAUGAAGGAAAGAAAUCCUCCAAGCAUAAGAAGAAGAAGCAUAAGAAAGAGGAAAAAUCCAAGGAGAAGAAGUCCAAAAAGCACCAUGGCAGCGGAGAGGAGCCACCGCCGGGAUCCGUGCAGAACGGGACCCUGGAGGACGAGCCGCUGCCGCCUAUGUCAAGCUACUGCCUUCUGGCUGAAAACGCGUAUAUUAACAUGACGUACGACAUUCAGGGGAAUCUCCAGAACGACAGCCAGGUCACCGUCUCCGUGAUCUUCGAAAACAAGAGCAGCAGCUUCCUGAAAAGCAUGGAGCUGAACGUCUUGGACUCGCUCAACGCGAAAAUGCUCCGGCCGGACGGCUGCUCCAUUCAUGACGGAAUACCUGUCCCUUUCCAGCUGCCUCCUGGAGUCUCGAACGAGGCCCAGUUUGUCUUCACCCUUCAGAGUAUCGUCAUGGCGCAGAAACUAAAAGGAACCCUGUCGUUUAUAGUCAAAGACGAGGAAGGCUCCACACACGAAAAGCUAGAUUUCAAGCUGCACUUCAGUUGUGCCUCUUACCUAAUCACGACACCCUGUUACAGUGAUGCUUUCUCCAAGCUGCUGGAGUCGGGGGACUUGCACGCCAGCUCGUUUAAAGUCGACGGCAUCAGCAUCCCUUUCCACCACCUCCUGGCAAAAAUUUGUUUCCACCAUCACUUCUCAGUCGUUGAACGCGUGGGGGACUGUGCGUCCAUGUACAGCCGUUCUAUCCAGGGCGAUCAUGUCUGCCUGCUAGUGAAAAAGGGAGAGAAUUCAGUGUCCGUCGAUGGGAAAUGUAACGAUUCAACCUUGCUGAGCAACCUACUGUCUGAACUCAAGGAGACCCUCUCGAAGUGCUGAGUGCUUCUAGGAACUGGUGCUGCCCCCUCCUCCUUCCCCCACCCUUCACGGGAGAAGUACUGUGAGGCUCUCAGACUGAACCCAGCCGAGCAUUAGAUUUCUUUCUUCCUCCGAGCGCAUGUACGAUCGCCCAGGGCACACGUCUUUCGUUUCCACUCCACCCUGGGCUGUGAUGUUUGUGUGUUUUUAUUAUUUUGUUCUGUUUUGUUGCGGUUUACACAUCCUAAAACUGUACUCUUCCCCUUCCCUCGAUCUCGAACUGUUUUGACCACUUUCGGCGGCAACCAUUUCCAAGGCCACAGAGAUCCCUGCCAGUAUUGAUACCUUGGCAGGGUUUGGGGGGGGGGUGUGGUGGUGGUGGGACAGGCACUCAUGAAGUCACGGGAUCCACGUUGGGAGUCUCUUCUCAUCAGCAGUGACAGCACCUGUGAGCAAACCCAGGCCAAGGUCUCCAUCUCCUUUGGUCGCUGGCCAGCCUGAUUUAACCUGUAAUUUCAACCUGGCCACUCCGAGGCAAAGGAUGGGUCAGAAAUUCUCUCCACCAUAACCAGUCAGGUCUUCUUUUCUCGCCCUGCCCCCCACCCGAAGUUGGAAUUCAUAAUUGAUCUAGUGUAUCUUCUGCUGCCUCUCUAAGCAAGAUUGAUCAACCUUCCCUUUCUGGUGGGGUUCUUAGUGAAGUCCACUGAAAUACCACAUUCCUGAAGCUAUAGAAUGUAGCAAAAACGAACUGGAAGUCCAAAGGCUUUGUGUGUGUGAGCGUGUGUGUGUGUCUUGUUUCUGUUCUGUCUUUUUCUUUUGCUCAUCACUUGGCUUACCAUGUUAGGUCGACCAAUCCCAAGGUAGGUAGAGACAAUCUGACUGAAUCCACGACUCCGUUGGCCCUGUUUUCCCCCAAAGAGUCCCUUGUGCCCUGAGCCCUGACGUUUGUAUCGCCCUCUCCUGUUAGUGUGCCUAAGGCCUCUGUACCUGGAAGAGGUCAAGGUGUGUGAAAGCGGCCAGCACGGCCUCGGAUCAAACAGGUGGGCACGAAUCUGGGGACAGCUUCGUGUUUUGAAAAUACUUGGAAGAGGUCAAGAUGUGUGAAAGCGGCAGCACGGCCUCGGAUCAAACAGGUGGGCACGAAUCUGGGGACAGCUUCGUGUUUUGGAAAUACUUGGAAGAGGUCAAGAUGUGUGAAAGCGGCAGCACGGCCUCGGAUCAAACAGGUGGGCACGAAUCUGGGGACAGCUUCGUGUUUUGGAAAUACUUGGAAGAGGUCAAGAUGUGUGAAAGCGGCAGCACGGCCUCGGAUCAAACAGGUGGG
Elgaria multicarinata webbii is the source of this 4991-nucleotide messenger RNA. It is a transcript of the gene AP3D1, whose product is annotated as adaptor related protein complex 3 subunit delta 1. The transcript is spliced from 32 exons. NCBI's taxonomy places the organism in Eukaryota, Metazoa, Chordata, Lepidosauria, Squamata, Anguidae. The record is from RefSeq and is a predicted model, not a curated record. Gene Ontology annotation, cellular component: endosome membrane; AP-3 adaptor complex; membrane coat. The coding region runs from base 44 to 3688 and encodes 1214 amino acids. Gene Ontology annotation, biological process: anterograde synaptic vesicle transport; Golgi to vacuole transport; synaptic vesicle budding from endosome.